CACAACGUCACCCCCUCUCGCACCAUGAACGCCCUCAUCAACACAGGACUCAGGCAUCGUAAUGCGGCCGUGAGGAAGACCGCUGCACAGCACCUGGAGAAACUGGCAGAGGUCAUGGGGGCGUCCCGCGUCCUGUCGGGCAAAAAGGACCUGACUGACCGCUUCGUCCGCUCCAUCAGCUGCCUGGCCCUCGACAGUGCACAGGAAGUCAGGACCCAUGCCCGUAACACCUUUGCAUUCCUGGCUUCCCAUCCUGACCUUCUCAAGAUGGUGGACAAGUUUGUCCCUCAGAGAGACCAAGCCACUAUCAAGGACGUAAUCAACAAAUGCCAAAAAAAGAAACAUUAAUUGAAGUGAACAUGUCGGGAUUCUAAGGCUAGGACCCACGCGCAAGACUCUUUCUUAUGGACUUACGCACA
Molecule: messenger RNA, 419 nt
Organism: Sardina pilchardus (European sardine)
Lineage: Eukaryota; Metazoa; Chordata; Actinopteri; Clupeiformes; Clupeidae
Product: TOG array regulator of axonemal microtubules protein 2-like
Exons: 4
Coding region: 25-348 (107 amino acids)
Source: RefSeq, a predicted model, not a curated record